UUGAGAGUGGCGGAGGCCGAGGAACGACGGGAGAGUCCGGUCGUAGUGAAGAACGUCGAGCGCGCGGCCGGCGACUGGCAGCCCAACUAGCCACACAGCCUCUCCGGCCGCGUGUGCGAGGGCGGAGGGCGGGGUUCGAGACCUGCGGCGGCGGGAGAUGCGGGCGGCUGCAGGCACGCGGUUGGCUCGGCUCGGCCGCCACCGCCUUCUCGGGCUCCGGCGCGGGGGUCGCCGAUGUUGCCGCGCCGUCCUUGAGUUGCCAGCGCGAGGAACGGUCGGCGGCAGAGUCUAGCACCGCGUUCAAGGUCGAGAAGGAUUCCUGCAUCCUCUCUGCCCAUUGCUAUGGACAGUGCCAUCACUCUGUGGCAGUUCCUUCUUCAGCUCCUGCAGGAGCCUCAGAAUGAGCACAUGAUCUGCUGGACAUCUAACAACGGGGAGUUCAAGCUUCUGCAGGCUGAGGAGGUGGCUCGUCUCUGGGGGAUUCGCAAGAACAAGCCUAAUAUGAAUUAUGAUAAGCUCAGCAGAGCCCUGAGAUACUACUAUGUAAAGAACAUCAUUAAAAAGGUGAAUGGUCAGAAGUUUGUGUACAAGUUUGUCUCUUAUCCAGAGAUUUUGAAAAUGGAUCCACUGACGGUAGGCAGGAUUGAGGGAGACUGUGAAGCUUUAAAUUCCACUGAAGCCAGCAGUUCCAGAGAUGCUGAGAGUGGAGGAAAGGAGAGGCCACCUCAGCCUGGAGCCAAGACAUCUAGUCGCAAUGACUACAUACACUCUGGUUUGUAUUCUUCAUUUACGCUCAACUCUUUGAACACCUCCAAUAAGAAGCUUUUCAAGUCAAUAAAGAUAGAGAAUCCAGCUGAAAAACUGGCAGAGAAAAAAGCUCAGGAGCCAACACCAUCUGUCAUCAAAUUUGUAACAACGCCUGCCAAAAAGCCUCCCACUGAACCUGUUGCUGUUACCUUUUCAACAAGCCCAAGUAUUUCUCCGUCUUCUGAAGAAACUAUCCAAGCUUUGGAGACACUGGUUUCUCCCACACUACCUUCUCUGGAAGCGCCAGCCUCUGUAUCCAUUCUGGCAACCACUUUUAACCCUACUUCUCCAGUCCCAUCCAUACCCCUUCCUCUAAAGGAGCCCCAGAGGACACCUUCUCCACCAUUGAGUUCUAACCCAGACAUUGACACAGACAUUGAAUCAGUGGCUUCUCAGCCAAUGGAACUUCCAGAGAACUUGUCACUGGAGCCUAAAAAUGAGGAUUCAGCUUUGCCAGAAAAGGACAAAACAAAUAACUCAAGAUCCAAGAAGCCCAAAGGGUUAGAACUGACGCCAGCCCUUGUGGUCACAGGCAGUGACCCCAGCCCCUUGGGGAUCUUAAGCCCAUCUCUCCCAACAGCGUCUCUUACACCAGCACUCUUUUCACAGACACCCAUCUUGCUGACUCCAAGCCCCUUGCUCUCCAGUAUCCACUUUUGGAGCACUCUCAGCCCAUUUGCUCCCCUGAGCCCAGCCAGACUGCAAGGUGCUAAUACGCUUUUCCAGUUUCCUUCUGUACUGAACAGUCAUGGACCAUUCACUCUCUCUGGCCUAGAUGGACCUUCCACUCCUGGCCCAUUUUCUCCAGACCUGCAGAAGACAUAACCAGUGCAGUUGUGGACUAAGAGACCAAGAAACCAAGAGACAGAGACAUCCAACAUGAUUGGGUUUGAAAUGAGGGAUAGUUCUGCAGUGCUUAUAAUAGACUGUUGUUUUUCCAUUUCCUGUUGAAAGCCUUUUCAGGAUUCUCAAAUGUUGGACUGUAUAAAAAUGCCUUAAUUGGA
This is a messenger RNA of Psammomys obesus (fat sand rat), 1811 nucleotides long. It is a transcript of the gene Elk4, whose product is annotated as ETS transcription factor ELK4. NCBI's taxonomy places the organism in Eukaryota, Metazoa, Chordata, Mammalia, Rodentia, Muridae. The record is from RefSeq and is a predicted model, not a curated record. Gene Ontology annotation, cellular component: nucleus. Gene Ontology annotation, molecular function: sequence-specific DNA binding; DNA-binding transcription factor activity, RNA polymerase II-specific. Gene Ontology annotation, biological process: regulation of transcription by RNA polymerase II; cell differentiation. The coding region runs from base 343 to 1632 and encodes 429 amino acids. The transcript is spliced from 5 exons.